Messenger RNA from Lasiosphaeria miniovina, 480 nucleotides. RefSeq lists its product as uncharacterized. Lineage: Eukaryota; Fungi; Ascomycota; Sordariomycetes; Sordariales; Lasiosphaeriaceae. The coding region runs from base 1 to 480 and encodes 159 amino acids. The record is from RefSeq and is a predicted model, not a curated record. The transcript is spliced from 2 exons.
AUGUCGGCGGAAGCGACGUGCACGACGUGCACCUUCACUGAGCUGGCGGGCGUCGUCCUCGGCCACAGCCGCCGGCGGAUCUCGGGCAGCAGGAUGCACCCGUGCCGCCGCCGCGCGUGGAUGCGGUUUGGCGACAUCCGCCACGCCCUCGGCCAGGUCGUGCUGCGCAUCAAGUCCAUGGUCUCGCCCGACCGCCACAGCAGCGCCGGCGACCGCGACGCCUUUGGUUUCCGGCUCCAAGAUGUACCAGGCUCUGACCGCCGACGCUCGUUCGGAGCACCGCGUCCCGCCUCAACAACGCCCAAGCAGUCGGCGACCAAGAGCAAAGCCUCCAGCUCUUCUUCUUCGGAGCUUCCAGCGCCGUUCAAGCUACCAGACGGUGAGCAUGAGUAUCUAACCGAGAAGACCGAGUUUGGAGACUCCUGGCCGGAUGCCGAAGCGAGAAACGUGCGGCAGAGCAUCGUGGCCGUGUUUGACUAG